Molecule: messenger RNA, 6762 nt
Organism: Paramuricea clavata
Lineage: Eukaryota; Metazoa; Cnidaria; Anthozoa; Malacalcyonacea; Plexauridae
Source: the annotation of a GenBank genome assembly
GGAAUAGUAGAGCUUGAUAAUUUGCUCACACGCUAAUGCUGUUUAUCCUGAUAAAACUCUAAGGGACCUUACCAAACUCAAAACAAUGAAUGUAGAAGACAUGGCUAGCUUGGACAUUCUAGAAGACGUACAGGCUAACACGACCGAGUCAGAAGAAAGGCAGCCUACCAGUGUAACGGAACAGGUAGCAAAUGAACAAUCACAAAGCGCAAGUGAAACGGAGGAGAUAGCGAAAGAGCUGUUAGCCAUCGUCUGUAAAAAUGGUGGAAUUAUAGACGUGAAGGAUGCAAUCAGUUCACUGAGUCAGGACGGGAUUGAGUUUGUGAAUGAACAUGGCGUUUACCCUCUACUGCAGUCAUCUUUGAGCGAUGUCCUAAAACUCGAGGUGGAACAAAACCAAGGCACCCUAAAAGUGAAAGCUGAUAUUGAACUAUGCAAGGACUACGCGAAUGCAGAAUGCUCGUCACUGUACUACGAAUGCCGACGGUUACAUGUUUGUCCGCAGUUUGUAAAAGGAAACUGUGCAUCGGACGGCGAUGGGAAUCAGACUUGUGACCUUAACCAUAACUUCUCAAACGAACACGAGCAAGGGAUCCUCAGGAAGUCUAAAUUAGACACCCUACACGAAGGUUCUUUACUACCUCUGUUACGUAAUAUAAUCUUUGGCGUUUCGGAAGGAAUUUUAAGCAAUGUCGAAGUGUGCUCGCACUAUAACAGCGUGCCAGGUUGCCCCACUGGUGUUUCUUGCUUGAAUUUUCAUUUAUGCACAGCGUUUUCGAAGGGAGAAUGUGCCAACAGGGCGGAUGACUGCACGAAAAGCCACGACGUGCUUGAAGAAAAAUCUCGUUUGACUAAAGGUUUUAAAAUAUUGGAGCAACGAGUAAAGGCAACGCGGAUAAUAAAUUUUCAAAAUCUUCUUAACGUAGCGCGCACGGCGGCACUGACCCGAGCAGGCCCACCAAGUAUUGAUGAAAUCUGCAGUUUUCACCUCAAAGGAAAUUGUCGCUACGGUCGACUUUGCAAGAAGUACUGGAGUAAUCUGCCUUAUGUAUGGCAAAUUACGGUAACAUUGGAGGACGAUUCGGAAAAGUGGAUACAUUUUCCACUUUUGUACAGUCAGAUGAUUGAAUGGGAUUACUGCGAUGUUAGCAAGGAUACGUCUUUCGACAUAAAUUUUGGUGGUGGUCCAGGCGCCUUACUUCGUGUUUGUUUUGAUGAGAUGGUUGCAAAGACACGGACAGGUAAACACAACAAGAAAAACAAAAUAACAAAUUAUUAAGUGUGUUGUUAAUGACCAAGGCUUAAUAUUUUUUAACAACACAAAAAAGUCUAUUAUUGUAUUAAUAAAAUGAGGGAACCAACAGCAUCAUCACCAACACAAGCACCAUCACCACCAACAUAACCAACAAUAACAUUAAGCAUGAUCUACUGUCACUAAUGAUUCUUACAAUUUAGAUGACCACAGUGUAAACAUUCGUCGACUGUCAACAGCCUCGUGGGUCAAGGCAUCCCCUGGUGACAGGUUUGGUACCAAAUGGACCUGGUAUUGGAGAAACGAUCAGGAACAGUGGGUCCCUUAUGAUAGAGCUAACCUACCAGUUUCCAACACAGCUCAGAAUUCAUCCAGCAAUGAAAUCCUUGAGGAACACUACCUGUCUGGUAUGUGUCUAGAUAUCUACUUUUGUAUGUAUUGUAUCUUAAACUUGUACUUUGAAUUUUCCUUUAACACUAGUUGGAUUUUGUGCAAUUUUUAGGUGCAGAAUCUUUCACGUUAUCUUGCAACGGACAAUCGUAUAACAUCGACCUUAAGAAUUUCCAACAGACAAAUACGGCCACAGGUAAAUCAAGAAAAAUCCGCAGGAGGCCUACGAAAUUUAUCGGGACGAGCGACGCCGCUACCAUUUUAAGGUAAGAAAGUGGCAAUUAUUGAUACUUUGAAGAUCCUCGGAUCUUAAAUUUGCAAUUUUCGAAUUAUCAUAAUUACGCCCCAUAUCAGUAGUUCCGUACCAAUAAAAGUAUGAUUCCUUAGGAUUCUUCCGUAAAUUAUGUAUGGAAAAAAUCCUCGCAUAUGAAUCAAAUCGUUGUUAGAGAUAUAAAAAAUGGUUAUUUUCCUCACAUUCUCCUGUAAUCAUGCAGGACAAAUGGGAAAUACAUGGCACUCUGGGGAGAACAGUAUAAAAAUAUAGUUUAAUACUGAUUUCAAUUGUUUUUUCAAUAGGAGAAGGGAUUGCCAACCGUCACCAGCGUCACCUUCACGCCCGGUUUUACCUACAUCCAGUAACGCCACACUUCCCCAGGGAUGGACCGCAAUGUCAGCUGGACAGGAUGUUGUCAUGGUUACCUUACAGCCAGGUUCAGCACAAUACAACCAUGCGCAAACGGAGUUUAAGAAAACGCUGAGUGGCAAGACAAUUCGCAAAAUAGAACGCGUUCAAAAUAUCGAUUUGUGGGAAUCUUAUUCAAGGUAUAUACACGUAAAUAAAACGCUUUUAAAUACUUUCCAGGCUUUUCAGGGGUCACUUUGAAAUGACAGGAGUUUUCAAGGAGGUUUCUAGGACUAAAGCAAAUGCAGUGCUUUUCAGGGCACGUACAAACCCAGGAUUAUUUACAAUGUUUGCCAUCCAGUACAGUUAGUUUAUAGUUUAGUUUAUCAAUAUAAAUAAAUUCAUAAAUCAGGUGUAUCUUAUGGGCAUCAUCCGCAUUGCUGCAAUGCCGUGGGUCGCAAAUCGUUAUGAGGGGGGUGGGGUGUCUCGGGCAUGCAUUUGGCGCGGGGGAGGCUAUGUGCAAUUUGAGUCCCAGGUGGGCACAAUUCAUCACAGGCUAGUUCCCUACAGUUUAUAUAUUUUCUAUUUCAACAGGAAAUUAUCCAAGCUUUCACGAAAAUUAGGCAGGCCAGUUGAAGUGCGAGAGCUAUUUCACGGAACAAACGAGAACGCCGUGAAAGCGAUAUGCCAGCAAGGUUUUGAUUGGCGGGUUAAUGGUCCUCAUGGAACAGCCUGCGGCAAGGGAUCGUAUUUUGCCGUAAAUGCUUCAUAUUCCGACGGAUAUUCGAGCGUGUCACCAACUACAGGCCACAAAAUGAUGUUUUUGAAUAAAGUUAUCGUUGGUUUGUAUGUUGUUGGUAAUUCAAACACAGUGCGACCACCAGCCAGAGAUCCGAACAAGCCUUAUGAAUUGUAUCAUUCGUGUGUGGAUAACACGGCUAACCCCGUAAUGUUUGUGGUGUUUGAAAAUGAUCAAUCGUAUCCAGAAUUUGUGAUUAGUUAUUCAUGAAAAUUGGGAUAUUAGAUGGAAGUACAUGCAACUAAUUAUCUAAAGCCCCGUUUACACUACGCUCAAUUUUUGGUACCAUACCACUUUUUAAGUGAAUAUAGAAUGAAAUUUAUAUUUUUGUUUAUAGUAUUAAAGAACAAUAAAAAAAUAAUAUGAAGCUUCUUUUUAAUUGUUGAAAUUUUAAAUUUAAUUUUUAAUUCGUUACUGAAAACAUCGAAAUUGGUAAAUACGUUGAUUUAUAAUAUAGCAUUUGUAAAUUCUGAACGCUGAUUGGCUAAGAGCCGUGUUGAUAUAACUCAAUGUCAACACGGAAACGUCGGAAAACUUCUUUCUCUAUAUUUCUUUGUGCUAUAUUAUAAAACAAAUAUAAAACAUUUUUUCCGUAUUGAUAACAGUUAUAUCAACACUCGCUGAAAUUGGGAAAGCUCGAAAUUGUGUGAAAACACUCCGCCUUUCCACACAAUUUCUCGUUUUCCCAAUUUCCACUCGUGCUGAUAUAACUGUAUAUCAAUUAACACGGAAAAAUGUUUUAUAUUUGUUAAAUAUACUGCUAAUAAUAUCUCCAUUACUUUUGUCACCGCGAUAAAUUCGCAGCGGAGUGAUCUUUGCAAGAUCUUUAAUUAAAGGGGGCCGAUAUAUUCCCCCUUUAAUUAAAGAUCUUUAUAUUAAGGAGUAUAUGAUAUUCCCCGUUCCUCCGUUACCCCCAAUUCUCCCAUUUAAAGUGGCCCUAUUGCCAAGGCAAAAUCAGACAAAGACAUUUGAUCAAAAUUGGAAACUUUUAGAUAGCAAUUACAGUAUAAGUGUAAUGGGAGAAGUUUAACGUCAAAAUGCAGCGACUCUUCUUACGGGCUUUUACUGUAUAUAUCAAUAAAAAGUUCCUACCACUACUUGUUUUGGUCUUUACUACCGUCACCAAUUUCUCCACGUUUGUGUUGUUCUUCGGCCAACUUGGCUGCGGCAACCAGACGACGUACUGACUGUCUCGUUGUUCUUAGUUUUCCACCGACCACCUCGUUCACGAUAUCGUUGAUUUUCUCAGCUAACUUUUCCUCGUUAGAUUUUGAGCCCGACGUAAAACUGGAUUCUGAUUGGUCAGCGUGAACAUCAGCGCUUUUAUCUGCUAGCUCGCCUAUUGGUUCCUCUUUCUGAGAUAUAGUGGUUGUCGUACUUGUUGCAUGCGAAGUCAAACUUGUCGCGUGUGAAACCGUGCUUGUCGCACGUGGUGUUGUACUUGACGACGGAGUUGACUGCGUACCGACUUGUACUGUACUUUGGGCAUUAUGUGCGCUUGAAGUUUGUGCGCUUGAAGUUUGUGAGCUUGAAGUUUGCGCGCUUGCUUUGGCAGCAUUUAGCGCACUUGAUUUGGCAGAUGCUGGGACUUGAAUAAAGUGCGUGGUUGGUUUGGUAGUCGAUUGGGGAUUCGAUUUUCCAAUCGACAUGACACUCGGCUUUCCGGUCACUAGCGGGGCGAUGUGCUUAAUGGAUUGCUCGACUGGUUUCCCAGCCGUUGGCGCAGUGGUUUGAACUAGUUGCGUAGAAGCUUUUGGAGAUGCUUGUGCAGUUGAUUUCUCAAUAACUGCCACAGCAGGACGCACACUUGAUAAUGAGGCUUGCGUGGAAGAUUGAACAGUUUGCGAACUUGAUUUUGGCGUAGUGCUUGCGGCAGCCGAUGCUACAGUUUGAGUAUUUAAUUUCGUCGUGGUUUGUGUAGUUGUCAUCGGUAUAGCUUGCGCACCGGAUCUUGAGUUGCCCUGUCCCGAGGUCGACGCACUCGAUUGUGUAGAUGACUGGGAACCAGCCUGUGUUAUUAAUUUGGAAGUGGUCUGCGCACCAGUUCCGUCGAUAGUUCGCGUUGAAGAUUGCGCAGUAUUUCUAGACUUAAUAUGUUGCACUGACGUGCUGGCUGGGUUAGUCAAAGUUUGAGAUGCCUUCAUCUGCACCGCUCCAAUUUGGCUGCCAGUUUGCAGUCCAGUCAAAUUUUGAAUCGUUUUGAGUUUUGCUUUUAAACGUUCGAGAUUUAUGUGGCUGACGUUAGACGCAUGAGACGUGAGCGCCUCGGCGGGAAGGGACCUGGACACUACAGUCACAUUUUUCGAUGCCGUCGAAGGGUUAUACGAGACCGUGCGUUUCACUCCGACUUGAAUGGUACGUGCCAUAGAUUGAGUUGAUGGGGACUUUCUCGCGAGAUUCGUAGAAGACUGUAGGGAUCCCGCAUGACUAACACGAACGGUGGUUUGUUUAGACGCUGUGCUGGACAAGGUUGUUUGUUUAGACGCUGUGCUGGACAAAGUGGUUUGAGGUUUUGCACUAGAGAACGUAUUCACACGUGUACCUUGGGGUGCUACUUUGUGUUGGGUAGGUGGGUUGCCAUGGGAAGACGGCCGCAUGCUGGCCUGUUUACCAACCGCCGACAAUUGCCCUUGAUGCACUACAAAUUGAGUUUGCCCGCCGAUCACGGCAGACUUGGGAACAGUGACCACAGUCCGAGACACAACGAUUGGUUUAGAGCUGGUAGUCGAGGCUUGGGAAACAUUGACUGUGGUUGAUGACGUGGUAGAUGACGUCCGAGGUGAUGACGUGAUAGGUAGUGAGCUCAAUAAACUUGAGUUGGUAGUAGUGGAGAUGGUUGAAGUUUGUGAGGUGGUGUUCGCAGUGGUCGCUUUGAGAGAGGCGGAGGUUUUAUUGGGAAGAGGGGCAGUUACGAUAGCAGUCUUGUACUGCAAUGUUGCGUGAGAUUCAGAUGAUAGUCCAGACUUCGAUGGACCAGUGAGCUGUAUACCACCAUCCGCGGAGGGGUUCACAACAAUCUUCAGAUGAUGGGUGUUACCUGAAGUUCCCAUGGUCGUUAUACCGGAGGUGGUUACCCCAGGGUUAGCAGACCCACUGACUGCCCCAGGAAAUACGAAAGACCUUCCGCCCAACGAUCCUUGCUUGAUCACUGCAGAUACCGGAACAUUGACAGCAGAUACCGGAAUAUUAACACCAGAUAAACGGACUCCAGGUAUACUAACCCGAGAUACAGGCAUGCCGGUGAGUGGAACUCCAACAGCAGAUAUGGGCACACUGACACUGGUUAGCGGAACGCCUUGAAGGAUACCGCUAGGGAUUGUGGGGUGUGUGCCUCGUAAUGGCGCAAUUGGAAUACUUCCGGUGGGACGAACUGCUGGCGCACCUGGUGCUUGACCUGUUUGACCAGUCCCUGGGACAAGUACGGCCGGUUUAUUUACCGGGGGCUUUUUGGCAGUUUUGACAGUUUUUGGUUUCUUCGCCACAUUCCCCUCACCAUUAGUUGCCUUGGGGGUUCGUCCCCGAGGUUUCUUAGGGGCUGUUGCCGACCCCGUGCGAUCUCCGGCCGGCCGUUUCCGAUACUCAGUUUUCGGUUUCUUGCGUCGAUUUUCGACGUCAUCAAAAUCAAAGUAGUCCAACCUGGGAUGUGAAUCGUCGUUCAUGCUAGAAACAGCUUUGUUUAGGAAUUCACCAAUAUCAUCC